Messenger RNA from Pelodiscus sinensis (Chinese soft-shelled turtle), 1827 nucleotides. NCBI's taxonomy places the organism in Eukaryota, Metazoa, Chordata, Testudines, Trionychidae. The record is from RefSeq and is a predicted model, not a curated record.
UUCUAUUGUAAUGCAAUAGCCCUCUGAUUGUUACCGCAGAUUGUCUUGCCCUCUCAUGCUAGUCUGUACUUCCCUGUCUACAGGUCUGAUCGAAGUCUGAUUGUCAAUUCCGUUGUCAUGACCUGUCACCAACAGUCGGGGCUGGUCGAUGGCCUGUACUACUUCCGGGACCACUACUUCGAAAGCCACAGCGUGGGGGAUGCCGGGAGGAAGCAGCAGGACGUGCUGAAGGAAAUGGAGAAGACGCUCCAGCAGAUGGGCGAGAUAGAUGGCUCUUCCCAGGGCCGGGCGCGGGCCCUGAUGCUGAAGGGGAAGGCUCUGAACGUGACGCCCGACUACAGCCCCCAGGCGGAGGAGCUGCUGUCCAAGGCCGUGAAGCUGGACCCGGAGCUCGGGUCCUCCCACGAUUCCGACCCCUUCCUUCCUAGACCGCUGUGUCUCUCCGCUGCAGAUGUGCUGGGAAACGCCUACCUCUCGCUGUUCUUCCACACUGGCCAGAGCCCCGGCAUUGCCCAGCAGGCCCUGAGCGCCUAUGCCCAGGCGGAAAAGGUGGAUCCUACAGCGUCCUGUAACCCGGACCUGCACCUCAACCGCGCUACGCUCCAUAAAUACGAGGAGAAUUACACAGAGGCCCUGGAGGGCUUCUCCCGCGCGGCCGCCCUUGACCCCGCCUGGCCCGAACCCCGGCAGCGCCAGCAGCAGCUUCUGGAUUUCCUGGAGCGACUCACCAGCCUCCUGGACAACAAGGGCAAAGUGAAGGGUAAGAAGCUGCAGAGCAUGCUGGGAAGCCUGGGCCCAUCCCAGCUGGGUCCCUGUGGGGACGGGCGAUACCAAGGAUCCUCGGGCCAGAAAGUGGCACUGGAGCAUCGCCCGCUGAGCGCCCUGCAGCCAGGCGUGAACACGGGGGUCGUAGUGCUCGGCAGGGUGGUCUUCAGCCUCACCACGGACGAGAAAGUUCCCUUCACGUUUGGCCUGGCGGACUCCACGGGCCCCUGCUUUGCUGUCACCGUCUAUAACAUGGUCCAGAGCUGGGGAGUGCUCAUUGGCGACCGUAUGCCUGGCCGUGGGGCGGGAGGUACACGGGAAGUCACCGGAGACAGUAGGGUGAUACAGGACCAUAGUCCUUUGUCAGUACUUGUCAGCACAGAAGCUGUCAGUACAAUCCAUGAUGGGGAGAAGGGCCCGGAGCUAAGUGCCUUGACCUGUGCUCCUCGCCAGCUGAGACAAACUCGCACUGAGCCGUCCGUCCCUCACAGCCCUGCAGCCAGCUCCACCUUCGUCCUGUUUCCCAGGCAAAAGAGCUUCUCCUUCCCUGGGAUCCGUGUGGAAACCCCACUCCUGCUGGUGGUGAAUGGCAAGACGCAGGGGCCCGGCGCCCAGGCGGCAGCUACCGUUUCCUACCGAACGCAGAGCGAUUGAAGCUCGCGGGCGAGAAUGUGCGAAGGUAGCUCUUUGCCCUCCAGUGCUGGUGCUGGAGGGGUUGGACUUGUUCUGCUGUCAGCAGCCCUCUGGUGGGUCACAGCAGCAAAAUGGGUUAUGGGGCCAGCAGGAUACCGGGGAUUUACAGCUGGGUUUUGUGGCGAAGGACGGGGUCUGAGAACGGGAUGAUCCCUCCCAGGGAGGGGAUUUUGAUAGCUGCGGGAUGGGGGAUACCUGGAGUGUGGAACGAGGUGAUUUCCCCCUAUGGAGAGGGAGCGAGGCAACCAGGGUGGGGGGUAGAGAUGGGGAAGCACAGAAUGGGGCAUUCUCCCCUGUGCGCGUGCAUGCACGCACCCACGCACACGCACACACACACACACAGACAGAGAUUCCCCUUUUCCCAGUUUC